This is a messenger RNA of Phaedon cochleariae (mustard beetle), 1637 nucleotides long. Lineage: Eukaryota; Metazoa; Arthropoda; Insecta; Coleoptera; Chrysomelidae. The record is from the annotation of a GenBank genome assembly.
CGAAACAGUUCCCAACUACUUAAUUUAGUCUCUGAUACGAAAAAGUAAUGAUGUUCAACUUUUCACUGAGUUAUGAUCGAGUAGAGAUGCUUUUCUGGUUGACGAUACUAUUUUAUACGAACUGGACAUCAGCUGGAGGUGCUGAAAGUGAAGUUAGGGCAAGAAAAUGUCUAACUCGAGAUAAUCUACCAGGCCAAUGCAUGAAAAUCCAGCAAUGCCAGCAAAUUUGGGUUUAUUAUGAGAGUUACUACAAAUGGAAUAAACCGAUACCCCUAAGAAUGAAAAAGAGGCUCAAUAGUCUCUCUUGUAUACAUAUGUCUGUUGGCGAAACGAUCGUUUGCUGUGCCACCAAAUACUUGAACUUUGAGCAUAACAUGAAGUUUGCGAUUUCUAAUGAGAAUCCUCCUGAUGUUUCCAUGCAUGAUAACCUGCAUCUGUUGCCAUAUGAAUGUGGCAAAGCACCAAGUGAUUUUAAAAUAAGGAAUGGUGGAAAAACGGGUUUGGGUGAAUUCCCUUGGAUGGCAAUACUCUUCAUCGGCAAAGUGUUUCCAAAAAUAUGUGGAGGUACUAUAAUCAAUGAGAGAUAUAUUCUCACAGCAGCACACUGUCUCACUAAAGCAAAACGUAAAUCGAUAUACGUGAGAGUAGGAGAAUACGAUUUAGCCAAAGAAAAAGACUGUGUACCAACUCGGUGUGCUUCUCCAGUUCAGAAUUUGUCAGUUGAAAACAUAAUUAUUCAUCCGAACUAUAGAAGAAGGCAUCAUGAUGACAUCGCUCUGUUGAGAGUAUCCAAGAUGAAUUUCAAAGUAGAAAAUGUGAAGCCGAUAUGUUUGCCAAUUAAUCCGAAAUCGAAUGAGCAAGAGGUCAAAAAAUUAACUGUGACUGGAUGGGGCCUUCCCUUCACGAAUGCAUUAACUGCCAACAUGAUUCUACAGCGGGCAGAAUUAUCAAUCGUCGACCAGAAACAAUGUCAAAAAACUUACAAUGAUUCACCCAGGAUAACACAAAAACAUAUUUGCACUGGAGGCUCCAAAUCUAUGAUGGCGACCUGCCCAGGUGAUAGUGGAGGGCCUCUGCAGACUCAGGUGUAUGUCAACGGAGAUGUGAGGUAUGUUCAAAGAGGAAUUGUGUCGUUCGGACCGGCUGUAUGCGGGAAGGAGAGAGUUCCAUCAGUUAACACUAGGGUCGAUUUUUAUCUGGAUUGGAUAUUAGACUCGAUCAGAGCGUAGAAUAAAUUAAUCAAUCUUCGUGCAGCAAGUCACCAAGAAGAAUGAUUCAUCGGAUCAACGACACAUUUUUCCACUAAACAUAAUACGUAACGAAAACAUAUAGAUAUAUACAGUGUGAUGUACCCGGUGAAAACCUACGAACGGCUGUCAUAUCUAUCAUUCUUCCAACUUUGAUAGUUUAUAUCUUCCGUUGGCGAAAAGCUAUGUUGCGGUUUUCGUUGGUCUGUUGAGAUUUAGUUUCUCUAUAACAUCGUCGUGUAAUGAUAUGCAUACCAUUAGAUUUAUUCUAUCUCAAACUUGUAUCAUUAUUUGUUGCUGAGAUAUGGUCGACAGCCGUUUUUAGUUGUUCACCCUGUACAGUAGUAUUAUAUGAAUGUAUCAUAGAUUUCAUAACAUCAAUGUUACUUC